This is a messenger RNA of Nestor notabilis (Kea), 1633 nucleotides long. It is a transcript of the gene IK, whose product is annotated as IK cytokine, down-regulator of HLA II. Gene Ontology annotation, cellular component: nucleus. The record is from RefSeq and is a predicted model, not a curated record. NCBI's taxonomy places the organism in Eukaryota, Metazoa, Chordata, Aves, Psittaciformes, Psittacidae. Gene Ontology annotation, biological process: mRNA splicing, via spliceosome. The transcript is spliced from 18 exons. The annotation marks the transcript as partial.
CUCCCUGGGGGUGACUCUUUCUGUGUCCUCUCUUCCUUGCAGGUCCAAGCUGACCAAUGAAGACUUCAGAAAGCUUCUCAUGACCCCGCGGGCUGCGCCAACAUCUGCGCCACCAUCCAAAUCUCGCCACCAUGAGAUGCCCCGGGAGUACAAUGAAGAUGAAGACCCUGCUGCUCGCAGGAGGAAGAAGAAAAGCUAUUACGCCAAGCUGCGCCAGCAGGAGAUCGAGCGCGAGAGGGAGCUGGCUGAGAAGUAUAGGGAUCGAGCCAAGGAGAGGAGGGAUGGGGUGAACAAGGACUACGAGGAGACGGAGCUGAUCAGCACAACUGCCAACUACAGGGCUGUGGGGCCAACAGCAGAGGCGGAUAAAUCCGCUGCGGAGAAGAGAAGACAGUUGAUCCAGGAGUCCAAGUUCUUGGGUGGUGACAUGGAGCACACCCACUUGGUGAAGGGUCUGGACUUCGCACUUCUGCAGAAGGUACGGGCUGAGAUUGCCAGCAAGGAGAAGGAAGAGGAGGAAAUGAUGGAGAAGCCCCAGAAAGAAACUAAGAAAGAUGAAGAUCCUGAGAAUAAGAUUGAAUUUAAGACCCGGCUGGGUCGCAACAUCUACCGCAUCCUGUUCAAGAACAAGGCCUAUGAGCGGAACGAGCUGUUCCUGCCGGGCAGGAUGGCCUAUGUGGUCGAUCUGGAUGAUGAGUAUGCAGACACCGAUAUCCCCACCACACUGAUCCGCAGCAAGGCUGACUGCCCCACCAUGGAGGCACAGACCACGCUGACCACCAAUGACAUUGUCAUCAGCAAACUGACACAGAUCCUCUCCUAUCUCAGGCAAGGGACCCGCAACAAGAAGCUCAAGAAGAAAGACAAAGGGAAGCUGGAUGAGAAGAAGCCCCCUGAAGCUGAUAUGAACAUUUUUGAAGACAUUGGGGAUUAUGUGCCCUCCACUGCGAAGAUGCCCCGGGAGAAGGAGCGGGAGAGGUACCGCGAGAGAGAGCGCGACAGGGACCGGGAGCGGGACAGGGACCGAGAACGAGAUCGGGACCGGGAGCGCGAGCGGGACCGGGAGCGGGAUCGGGAGCGGGAGGAGGAAAAGAAGAGGCACAGCUACUUUGAGAAGCCCAAGGCUGACGAUGAGCCCACAGACAUCGACAAAGGACCCAGCUCAGCCAAGGAGCUCAUCAAGUCCAUCAACGAGAAGUUUGCUGGAGCCACUGGCUGGGAAGGAGCAGAGACAUUGAAGAAGCCAGAAGACAAGAAGCAGCUGGGAGACUUCUUCGGCAUGUCAAACAGCUAUGCCGAGUGCUACCCUGCCACAAUGGAUGAUAUGGCUGUGGACAGUGAUGAAGAGGUGGACUACAGCAAAAUGGAUCAAGGUAACAAGAAAGGACCUUUGGGCCGCUGGGACUUUGACACUCAGGAGGAGUACAGUGAAUACAUGAACAACAAAGAGGCUCUGCCCAAGGCAGCAUUCCAGUAUGGGAUCAAGAUGUCUGAGGGUCGCAAGACCCGUCGCUUCAAGGAGACGAAUGACAAGGCAGAGCUGGACCGGCAGUGGAAGAAGAUCAGUGCGAUCAUCGAGAAGAGGAAGAAGCUGGAGGCUGAUGGGGUUGAGGUGAAACGUCCCAAGUACUGA